AACCAAAGCAUAGUAAGUUGAACAGAAGUUAAAGUUAGAAGGUUGCCACAAAAAAUGGACGCGCAAAUACCAACACAAGUGGCCGCACAGCCUGUGCCAGCGGAAGCGCAACCCGCGCCCAGCAAUCCGAAUACCAAUAUCGGUGCUGCAGCAGCUGCCGUUAAUUACGUCGCCACCACAGCUACAUCAUCGGUGGCUGCCCAAACGGCGACUUCAACGAACUCCGUACCAAAUUCGGUGGCGAAUGUUGUUACCAUACCCGUACCGAUUGUGCAGAACGAAGAGAACUACACGUAUGUGACGGUGAAGGGUUCGUUGCACGAUCGCUCAUGCGCCGUUUUCGGUCUCAACGAUACGGAAAUCCAAGCGCUGUCAAAACGAUUCGGCAACGGUUUAAAGGGCGCCGUGAACGGUGUAAUGGUAACGAUUCCACCGAUGGACAUGGUAAACACAUUGGCGCAAUUGAGCUAUAAAGUGAUUUGUAGUUGUGGUGAGGCGGAGAUCAGUUGGACUAUGCAACGCGAGAUUUAAACCGCACUUCGUAACAGAGGACAGCCGAACAACUAAAGUUUAAAACUUAUUAAAAUUUGCAAAUUUAAUUGUUAACAAAAAGACAUAUAAAUGCUAUGCUAUAAAAAAAGAAUAAUGAAAAUAUCUAGUGUAUUCAACAAAUAUUAAUACUGAAAAAACAUACAUACGUAUAAAACUAAAAGUUUAAGAAAAUUGUAAA
This is a messenger RNA of Zeugodacus cucurbitae (melon fly), 730 nucleotides long. RefSeq lists its product as uncharacterized. The transcript has a single exon. The coding region runs from base 55 to 531 and encodes 158 amino acids. NCBI's taxonomy places the organism in Eukaryota, Metazoa, Arthropoda, Insecta, Diptera, Tephritidae. The record is from RefSeq and is a predicted model, not a curated record.